Molecule: messenger RNA, 171 nt
Organism: Plasmopara halstedii
Lineage: Eukaryota; Oomycota; Peronosporomycetes; Peronosporales; Peronosporaceae
Exons: 2
Coding region: 1-171 (56 amino acids)
Source: RefSeq, a predicted model, not a curated record
AUGAGAAGUACCUGUUUGGGACGGCUUGGCCUUGUAUUACCAGGAGAGGGCAAAGUGUUUGGUCGGGAACUAGCGAGCCAUCCGAGUUGUUCUUGUCGAAAAAAGUUUAAAAACGCUCCACGACAACUUGGCCCACGAGAUCACACUGCUGAUGCAGGUAUGAUCUCAUAA